UCUGCAUCCAGACCGAAUGGCGAAGGUAAAAUCACAAUAUACGGAGAGGGAUAAGUUCAAACUAAUAUGUGACGCCAUAGGAACGCCAGGUCCGACUGUCACAUGGCACAAGGGUAAAGAUAUAUAUCUCGGUCAUAGAUCUGACGAGACGAUAACACCAGGGCGUUAUGACUAUGAAAUAUAUUUCAACGGGGUGGAUAUCAAAGACAAAGGAAAUUACACAUGCGUUGUGAAAAACUCAUAUGGUACUUUGUCUCAUUCAUACGUCUUUGAUGUGAGGGCUCCCUACGGUUGCAACCUCAACAGAUCAAUGUGCAGUUUUACCCAGGACAGCACCCAGGGCGGGAUUGAUGAACUAAAUUGGACGCGUGAGCCUGGAACUCUUUCCUCUGACGAAGAACACCUUGUUAAUCACACUGGAAAUGUGACAGCAGCAGCGAUCAAAAGUAGCAUUUACUUCCUGUUGAUACUUAGAUAUAUUUUGUGAAAAGAUAUUUCUGCAAAGAAAAGUUUUCUUUUCAAUUACGCGUCGGCGAGACAUCACUGUGAAAUUAUUUUGAGAUGUCAAUCAUCUUCUGUCUUGUCUUCGGAUCUACUGGGCAUCUAAUUCGCUGAUUGAAAGGGUAAAAUGCCCUCUCUUCAA
Molecule: messenger RNA, 643 nt
Organism: Pocillopora damicornis (cauliflower coral)
Lineage: Eukaryota; Metazoa; Cnidaria; Anthozoa; Scleractinia; Pocilloporidae
Product: neural cell adhesion molecule 1-like
Source: RefSeq, a predicted model, not a curated record